This is a messenger RNA of Lutzomyia longipalpis, 2312 nucleotides long. RefSeq lists its product as uncharacterized. Bases 358 to 2160 code for a protein of 600 amino acids. The transcript has 4 exons. NCBI's taxonomy places the organism in Eukaryota, Metazoa, Arthropoda, Insecta, Diptera, Psychodidae. The record is from RefSeq and is a predicted model, not a curated record.
CGUGUGCAUUAGUGGAAUGGAUCAGCUCUCGUUGCUCCUAAAAAAAAAUACUUAACGUUUAAAUAAAAUUUUCUGAAUUCUAAUAAUCAUCACAAACCUUAUUCCAAAAAAAAAUUGAAAAAUUGUGUUUUCUUGAGUGAAAAUUUAUUAUAUUGCAAGUUCAUUAAAAUAAAAGUGUUUUUCGUCCUAGGAUUUAUUUUUCAGCUUGAUUUUAAAAAAAUUCUUCAGGAAUUACUCCAAUUCUUAUCUCACACGAUAGUCAAUAUUCUCUUUGAAUUCCAUAUCACUUGCGGAUGCCAAUUUACUCGGAACUCUAUCAGUUUUAUUACCUACUUUUUUUUUUUUUAAAUAGCAACAAUGUCGUCCAGUGUGCAAAUUCGAGCUAUUGAUUACGUACAAAUGUUGUAUGAUAAUCUCGGAUUUGAAGAUCAUAUUGUUUGGGAUUCCUACAGGCGGGACCAGAAGGAAAGUCUUAGGAGUAAAGUUUCACUAACCCUUGGACUUCCUGAAAAACCCGAGAGCUCUGCUGAUAAUUCGAAAAAAAAAGACUAUGAAAAGAGAUUGAAAGCUGUUGAGAAUAUUUGUGAAAACAUUUGGAGCCAAGCUAAAUAUACCGGAGGACCAAUUUUCAUGGCAAUUUCUUGUGUUUGCGCCGUACCAAGAAAGGUACUAACUGUGGGUGAGGCACAUUACAGCGUGGAUUUUGCCGUUUUGCCGAUAUUCCGAGUAAUGAGGUGCAUAAAUGAUUUAUCAACGGAAAAAUGCUGCAUGACCUUUGUGGAUACUCAUGGUAGGGUGUACCGGAAUUGGGAAGCCUACAAGAAUGAGAACAUCAUUCCUGAUUGUUUUAUUGUGGCCCCAAAAAAUGGCAUUCUGACUGGUAAAAAGGAUUCAAAUGGAAAAUGGAGAGUUCAGACGGAAAAUUUCCUAUCGCCAGCUGGCCGUAUUGGAAGAAAAAUUGUUAAUGGUGCGGAUAAAGCAUGCAUGGCUGUAGCUGCUGCAUCUACAGGUCUUCUAGUGGGCUCAUUUUUUUGUCCACCGAUGUUAUGUGUUAUGCCUUAUGUUACUAUUGCGGGAUAUUGUACCACUGUUUGGGCUGUAGGGAGAUCAGCUGAAGAGCUUUAUGAUCGAAUUAUGCACGAACAGUCAGUAAGCUUGAAAGAUCCAAAUGCAAGAAUGUUCUGGAUUACAACUGUAGCUGGAGUUUUAGGUCUUGCCGCAGGAGCCUCUAUGAUCGUCUUGGGCAGCUUGGCUAGCAAUGGCCAUGUCAUCUCAUCAUCAAUAGAGUGCCUAGUUGAUGGUCUCAAUUGUACCAAUAUAGGUUUCGCUGGCCUUGGGAUCGUUAAUGGUAUCUUCCAUGUUGGCUCCUCUGUUCUCAAUGGUGAACCUGUAUCUGUACUCCAAGUGGCUCAGAUCAGUGCCCUUACAUUCGUCUUCUUCCAUUCAGUAUGCAAUUUUCAACGGGCUAAAACAAUCAUUGAGAAUAAUCAAAAUAGAACAAUACAAGACCUAAAGGAAAAGCUUGAUAGCAUCAAGAAGGGACAAUUUGAACAAUUGGCCGAGAAGAUGAUGUCUUCAGAGACGGGCUCAGCAGGUAGAGCAGAUUUCAUUCGUUCACUGAAAAGUAUUACAGUGCACAAGGAAAUUUUCUCCAACAAUUUGCCUGCAAAUGAGGUUUCAAAAAAUACACAUGGAGUUGUCGGAUCUGCUCUACUAGGAGCAACUAAUUUGCUUCUAGCAAUGACGAAAGAAACUUCAAUUGAUCGGAAAGGUAUCACAAUUGGACUAGCAAAUGUCGCUAAAAAGCUCAAUGAGAAAGCCUUUGAGAAGUUUGUUCAGGUCGUGAAGAAUUUUAUUCAAGAGUACGGGGAUGAAUUUGAAAGGCGUGCUAGAAGGAAGAUUCUUCUCAAGGAAUAUAUUGAUGCAAUUUUUGAGAAAAUCGAGGAAAUUGCCGAAGAAAUGAAGGUAGCAGUCGAUAGAAUUAUUGACCAGCUGAGCACAAGAGUUGAAGAAAAUUUCUUUUUCAAUAGAGAUAUUCGAAGGGAAUUCGAGGCUCAAUCUUAUCCAGAACCUAAUAUAGAAUGUUCUGUUUGUGUGGGAAUGUUCUGUGGCGAAGAACCAAAAUCGACAAAAAAAUAUUUAAAAUUGAAAGAAAAUUAAAGAUCCGAUUUUUCUUUUUGGAAAAUUAUCGAAAAGAAAUUCCAUGAAAGAACCAAUUUUUUGCAUGAUUAUAAUAUUAUUUACAACAUUUUCCACACCAUAUUUUUUUUUGAUUAAAUAGAAAUUAUUCUUUAAUAAAAGAAAAAACAGUC